This is a messenger RNA of Rana temporaria (common frog), 2656 nucleotides long. RefSeq names its product pinopsin-like. Gene Ontology annotation, cellular component: membrane; photoreceptor outer segment. Gene Ontology annotation, biological process: G protein-coupled receptor signaling pathway; visual perception. Bases 623 to 1786 code for a protein of 387 amino acids. The transcript is spliced from 5 exons. NCBI's taxonomy places the organism in Eukaryota, Metazoa, Chordata, Amphibia, Anura, Ranidae. The record is from RefSeq and is a predicted model, not a curated record. Gene Ontology annotation, molecular function: G protein-coupled receptor activity.
AGAGAACAAGAGCAUUAUAAGAAAAGACCCUCUGAUCCCUUUAACACACUUCAUUCUUAUCUGUACUGUAGCUUGUACAGAAGACAUGAGCACAAACCUAAUUGACACUACAAGAGCUCAACACUGACCACAGCAACAGAUCAGUGCAUGCUUUCCUCCAAUCAGCUUUUAAGAGUGUGCAGAUGAUGCUUCCCAUUCUGGCUUGAGAUAUACCACAGUGCAAAGUCUGCAAUCCACACACUUUCACUGUACUAACUGAGAGGAGAGCUUAAUGCAGCAGCUCUACAAUAGCUGCUGGCCAGUUUCAUAACUGCCUGCAGAAAAAAUACAGAACAUGUAAAUGGCUGAUGCUUAAAUAAUGCAUUCCAGACAGCCUCACAUUAUUGCUAGGGUGCAGAAGGGGUUAAUUUCAUUCUUUUCAAGUGACGGAACAUGUUCUGCUGUUCGCUGCGUUCCCUGAAUCGACCUGGCUCGCUUGGAGAAGACUUGGAGUUAUCUCAGCUUUUUCUAUUGGGGUCUAUAAAAUCUGAAUGAAAGAAAUUACAUGGUGAAAAUAAUCAGACAAGCUUACUGAAUCUUACUGCUUCAUGCUACCUCAGACAUCUGCUUUACUAAAUCUGCAAUGAUGUCUGACAUGAAAUCAAACUGGACAACAAAUCUCAGCUAUGAAUCCUCUUUAAACCUGGACUAUGAUGCUUCCCAAUCACAAGAACCUGUAAUGUCUAGGACAGGACACACGGUGGUAGCCAUCUUUCUUGGAUUUAUUCUUGUCUUUGGGUUUCUGAACAACUUCAUUGUGUUGGUUCUGUUCUGCAAAUUCAAAACACUGAGAACACCUGUCAACAUGAUGCUGCUAAAUAUCAGUGUCAGUGACAUGCUAGUGUGUGUGUCUGGUACAACACUGAGUUUUACAUCCAGCAUUCAAGGUGAAUGGAUUGGUGGAGAUUAUGGUUGCCAGUGGUAUGGAUUUGUCAAUUCUUGUUUUGGUAUUGUGUCACUCAUCUCAUUGGCUAUCCUCUCAUAUGAACGCUACACUACCCUGACCUUGUAUAAAGGGGGUGCAACGUUUACAAAAGCACUGCUUGCUGUGGGGAGCACAUGGCUUUAUUCACUGAUAUGGACAGUGCCACCUCUACUUGGAUGGAGCAGCUAUGGAAAGGAAGGUGCAGGCACCAGCUGUUCAGUACGCUGGACGUCUGAAUCUACAAAGACCAUAUCUUAUAUCAUCUGCCUUUUUAUCUUCUGCCUAGUCAUUCCAGUCCUAGUUAUGGUAUACUGCUAUGGCAGACUACUUUGUGCUGUGAAACAGGUCGGAAAAAUAAGAAAGUCUACAGCCAGAAAAAGAGAGUACCAUGUACUUUUUAUGGUGCUCACCACAAUCGUCUGCUACUUGAUUUGUUGGAUGCCUUACGGUGUGGUUGCCCUGCUCGCUACCUUUGGAAGACCUGGAGUGGUGACACCAGUUGCCAGUGUGAUACCGUCCAUUCUGGCCAAAAGCAGUACUGUACUCAAUCCACUAAUCUACAUUUUUAUGAAUAAGCAGUUCUACAAAUGUUUUCUUCUGCUUUUCCACUGCCAUCCUUCUUCGCCUAUUGAUGGAAAGUCUCUGUGCCAAUCAAAUCUAACAGUAAUUCAAAUAAACCAAAGACUAAACGGCACUGUGAUUGAUACAAAACAAACUCAUAUACCAGGCAAUGCAGAGAAGGUUCCGUGUCUACUAAGUAAGGACAAAGUGAGCAUAUCUGACCCAUCACCACAAAUCUCAAAAGAAAAUUCUGUUUUGUGAAUGCCAUCAUUUAACCCAAAAAACAUUUAUUUUUAUUUUACUUAACCAAAGAACUAAAACCUGUAUGUAGUGAUGAAAGAUGUAUGUAGUGAUAACGUACUAUGUAAUGAUACACAUAUGGGUCAUUGACAUAUACAGUCAAACUGUUUUCAAAAACUUCUAAAAGUUGAUAUCAAGGUAUGAUUGCAUGUCAGUCUAUUGACACAACCAGACCUUAUGAAGUCUCAAUAUUCCCCAAUAAAGGGGCUAUACACAAAUGAUCACAUUUUGAGAUCUAUGCUACAGAAUAAAAAAUGUGUCAGCAGCAGUAAAGUCUGUUUAAUACCAUACAGUAUAAAAUUGGUUUGUUAUAUCGAUAUGGGGAUGCAAUACCAGGUUUCUCUAAAAGACGAGCUGAAAAGCUUUUGCUAACUCUUUGAGCCAACUCUUUCUGAAGCAAACCACAUUUCUUAAAAAAAUCAUUUAGCAUAACUAGGUAAGGUGAAACAGCAGCUUGAAUGAAACCCCUGCAAUGCUUGUUGUUCCAAUGCAGAUAAAGUGUGUUUUGGAUAGACAAGACAUUUGCAUUGGUAGCCAAUGUGUUUUAAAUGUGACUUACAGUAUAAAGGUACCAUGAUGGUGUUACACUACAGUCACUAUCUUACUUUCUCUACUGAGAAUAUUGAAGUAUUGCAAGGAGCAAAGAUCUAAGCACAAAGUACAGUACCCAUAGCAGCCAAGUAAAAUCCAUGCUGGUAUGACUUUAAUUAAUGGGAUGCUGACUGAUUGCUGUGGGUUUAUGUACUGUGCUUACACUCUUUAUUUAAUAUGUCUGUGUGUUUUAAUUGUUACAUUGUAAUACAUUUCUAUAAAAGGUGACAGCAGCAAAAA